Pelagomonas calceolata is the source of this 2079-nucleotide messenger RNA. The record is from the annotation of a GenBank genome assembly. Lineage: Eukaryota; Pelagophyceae; Pelagomonadales; Pelagomonadaceae.
CAAGACGACAGAUUGAUUGGCCGACAGACGACAGACAUGAACAGUGUCCACGGGCCUGGGCCGACGCCGCCAGCACACAGCUCGUACGGGGCUCCGGAGGACGCAGACGACGCUAGAGAUUCAAAAAAGGCGGCAUUGAAAGCGCGGCGCCGCGCUAGCAAGGCGGCUCGACGCGCGGCGGCGGGCCUGUCGGCGCGCGCGCCCCGCUUCGGCGCGCGCAACGAGAAUCGCGCGGCUGUAUUCGUCAAGUUCCUCGUCGAGACGUUUGGCGUCGAGCGGCUGCGACGCGAGGGCGUCUGCGACGUCGCCGGCGGGCGCGGAGAAAUCACGUGUCGGCUGGCGCACUGCCACGAGGUGCGGUGCGUGCUCGUCGAGCCGCGCGAGGCCGUCGACCUCCAGGCGACGGUCCUCAAGCGCGUCGCGCCGCGGCUGCCCGCGCGCUACCGGCGGCACCUGGAGGAGGCGGGCCGAAGCGAGCGCAUCGAGCGCCUCGCGACGGUCGUCGAGUCGCCGUUCCCGCCGCGCGACGCGGCGCUCGCAGCGCUCGUCGCCGGCUGCGGCAUCUGGGUCGGGCUGCACGCUGACGGCGCGACCGAGGCGAUCGUCGAGGAAGCGCUGCGCGCGCGCAAGGCGUUCGCGGUCGUUCCUUGCUGCGUCUUUCCUAGGUUCUUCGCUACGCGCGCGACGGAAGACGGCCGGCCCGUGCGUACGACGGCGGACCUCGUAUCAUACCUCGCGGCCAAAGACGCCCGGACCUGUACCACGACCCUGGCCUUUGAAGGCAAGAACCGUGUGGUAUCGUGCGACGCGUCGGCCGUUCGCGUCGCCGCAGGCCCGGCCGACGUCUCUUCCGCCGUCCUCGCCAACGAGCCCAUCUUGAUUGAGGAUUCCGCCGCAACGUGGCGUGCGACGCGGAGCUGGACCGCCGACGGAAAGCUAGUUGUUCAGAAUGUCCAGCGUGAUUUGGGGGACUGCGUGGCGCCAGUGGUCGCGGGCGAUGGCGCGCGCACCACCAUGCGGGUCCGAGAGUUUCUGACGACCCUGCACGACGAGGGCACAGGCUACCUCAAGGACUUCCACCUACACUGCGCCUCGCCCGGAUGGUACGCACCGCCCCCAGGCCUCGAUGACGACUGGCUUAACAGGUUUUGCGACCGGGAGGGACGAGACGACUUCCGUUUCUUGUAUCUCGGCGGCGACGGGAGCAGAACUCCAUUGCACGCGGACGUGCUCUCGAGCCACAGCUGGUCUGCAAAUAUCUGCGGGGCAAAAGAAUGGUGGCUGUUCCCGCCAUCGGAGACGAGCAAGCUCCAGGACGCGGCCGGAGUUUAUGUCGACGACGUGCGGCUGGGAUUUUACGACGCUGAGCGCUUUCCACGCGUCGCUGACGCCGCGUGUCUCAGGGUAACGCAACCGCCACGGUCCACACUCUUCGUGCCGUCGGAUUGGAGACAUAUGGUCGUCAACGUCGGUGCGACGCUUUCGAUCAACCACAACUGGUUUGAGGCCGGCGCUAUCCCGAAUGUCUGGCGCUACCUCGAUACUGAGGCACGCGCCACCGCGGCCGAGCUCGAGGCCUGCCGUGCCGACGUCGAAGGAAGAGGCGGCGAGUUGUCAGAGUUUUUGUGGCUUCGCGAGCGCGUGCUCCGUGCGUCUGCGAGACUCAAUGUCUCUGACUUCGUCGCCAUGUGCCGCAGCGAAGUCUGCGCGCGCGAUACGCUCGCGCCGGCCGGCAGCGCGCCCGAAGACGAGAGGCGCGUCCGCGACGGCGUCAGUCUCGCGCUCCGAGCCGUCGCCGCCGACCAUGCGGGCAGUCUCUUCCUCGACGAGUCGGGCACCUGGCCCCGCGACGAAGACGCCGCGUCCUGGUCAAGAUCGGCCAGAGACCGGGGCACCGCAGCGCUCGCUGAGGUGCUGGCGGCGCUGGAGCCCGAGGUGCUUCUGUAGAAAAUAUGGGGCUGUGAUGUGUGUACAGCCAGCAUGGUCAUGCCAGCGGUAUUGGCGACUGAGGUCAUAGGUGAAUCCCCGUGUGAAUAUAUAGCACUGGAUGUACUUCUAGUAAUAGAUGGGUAAAAGGGU